Manihot esculenta (cassava) is the source of this 1032-nucleotide messenger RNA. Its product is annotated as tetrapyrrole-binding protein, chloroplastic. Gene Ontology annotation, molecular function: tetrapyrrole binding. The record is from RefSeq and is a predicted model, not a curated record. Gene Ontology annotation, cellular component: chloroplast. NCBI's taxonomy places the organism in Eukaryota, Viridiplantae, Streptophyta, Magnoliopsida, Malpighiales, Euphorbiaceae. The transcript has a single exon. Bases 116 to 934 code for a protein of 272 amino acids. Gene Ontology annotation, biological process: chloroplast-nucleus signaling pathway.
CAUAUCCCAUUGCCAUCAAACUUAUCGUACUCCUUUCUACUUCCCCUUCACCCCAACAGCAUCCCACUAAUGGCCUCCUAGCUUCUCCACCUUCUAAUCUUUGAAAGAACUCCAAAUGGCCACCAACCCUCUCCAAUCCCUCCACCAUCACCACCACCACCACCACCACCACCAUCCCUCCCUCCUCAAGCUCCAACCCGCAGACUCCACUCCCACCUCCUCUCUUUUCCUCAAACCCACCACCUCCAUCUCUACUACCAAUACUUCUCUCUCCCUCUUCAUAUCUUCCUCUUCCUCCACCACCGCUACUUUCUCUAUCUCCCCCACCACUUCCACCACUCCUUCAACUUCCCAGACUUUUUCCCUUGAUCUACUCCACCAACAUCUCUCCACCCAAAACUUCCGUCAAGCAGAUGAAGAAACCCGCCGCCUUCUCAUAGUCCUUGCAGGUGAAGCAGCACAGAAACGUGGCUAUGUCUUCUUCUCUGAAGUCCAGUUCAUUUCAGAGAAGGACCUUAAAGCCAUUGAUGAAUUAUGGAAAGAACACAGCAACAACAAGUUUGGAUACAGCAUUCAAAAGAGAAUAUGGCAGAAAAAGGCUAAUAAAGACUUCACCAAGUUCUUCAUCAAGGUCGGGUGGAUGAAAAAGCUUGAUACUGAAGUUGAGCAAUACAACUAUAGAUCAUUCCCUAAUGAAUUCAUCUGGGAGCUCAAUGAUGAAACUCCUGAAGGGCACUUGCCCUUAACAAAUGCCCUUAGAGGGACCCAGCUUCUCAACAACAUUUUUAACCAUCCUGCCUUUGAAGAUAUCAAGGAAGAAGAUGAAGUUAGUGAUGGAGGAAAUGAAAAUGGAGGAUCUGAUGAGAGAUUGAGUGAGAAGGAUAAUUCAAAGCCAUUGAACAAGGGAUUGUUUAAACCUAAUUAUAGCUUUUAAUGGAGUUAUUUGAUGAUUAAGCACAUUCCCAUUACAGGAAAGGAAAUUCAAAUCAUGGGUUUUUGUUUUUAUAUAUAAAUUUAAUCUUUUACUUGCUA